Molecule: messenger RNA, 312 nt
Organism: Phytomonas sp. EM1
Lineage: Eukaryota; Euglenozoa; Kinetoplastea; Trypanosomatida; Trypanosomatidae
Source: the annotation of a GenBank genome assembly
GCUCUCUUCCGUUUAACACAUUACCCAUAGAAAUAUUACUGUGAUUUAUAGAAAACAUGGAAUUUACUUAUCCCACAAUACAAGAUGGAAGACAGUGUGCGUCAAUACGCUUUUCGUUUACUUAUUUUUUCCCCGAUAAGCUUGCAUUCGGACUUCUUCAAUUGUAAUCUAGGGAGACAAAGACGGUCAGGGAAAACGGAAUGGAGUUCCGGAGUAAACCGACACCUCAAUCCUAAAUAUAGACUUACAUCCUUGCUUAUAUUCUUAUUUAAUCUUCCCUACAAGUUUGAAUUACAAAUUGCUCGUGUUUAG